This is a messenger RNA of Aspergillus niger, 543 nucleotides long. RefSeq lists its product as hypothetical. The transcript is spliced from 5 exons. NCBI's taxonomy places the organism in Eukaryota, Fungi, Ascomycota, Eurotiomycetes, Eurotiales, Aspergillaceae. The record is from RefSeq and is a predicted model, not a curated record. Bases 1 to 543 code for a protein of 180 amino acids.
AUGAGGAUCAAAUGCCUGGCAGGUCAUCAGAUGCAUCGCGACGUCGUCCCGCGGUAUCCGGCGUCCGUCGAGAAGCUAGGCCAUUCCGAUCGGUGCGAGGGACAUCCGGAGUACGAUGCCACGAUUGCCUGCGAGUUGCUGGAGCAGAGGCGCGGAUCUGUACUAGAUCAAAGAAUGAAGGGUGAAGCAGGAGUGUGGGUGUUGAUACAGAUAGCCAUCAUGGUAGACAGGGCCGUUUUGUUUCCACGGUUAGAAGUUAUAUGCGAAGGGUAUAUGGGUCAUAUGUUCUACGAGAGCUCCUUAAUGGUAGCUUCUAAGUUCUACCCUGUUGGAAAGCUCGUCGUGGAGACUGGAGACUGGAGACUUCCGCCGACCCUCUCAUUGCCCCAACAUGAGAUGCUUCAGUCGUUUUUCGCCGGCGUGAGCUUUGCAAGCAGGCUUGUUGUUGGUGAGAGCUUUACUAUGGAGAGAGGAACAAGGAAUGGUCAGCACAGCAGAAAGAAGGGCGUGGUGAAGGCAUCUUGGCUGCGUGGAUAUCGAUAA